ACAACGGCUAAAAUGGUUCCGGAGGUAACGACGCAUUUGUCAGAGGCUGACUUACACCAAAUUGUUGACCAUGUUUUCCUCCCACGUAAAUUACCCGGUCAAGAAUCACCAUCUUUAAUCCAGGACGAGGCCAAUAUUUUGAAUCUGUUAUCAUCCGUUCUUAAUUCAUCCGACUACGCCAACUAUAUUCCCAUUGACACGAGGAAGUUGUUCGAAACCUGGAGUGAAAAUCAACGUGUCCAAAAUCCAGAGAAUAUUUCAAAUUCGUUACGAAAGCUGAAAAAUGGACUUCCAAUACUGCAAGGCUCCAAGACAAGAAUGUUUGGAUAUUAUAUACGAGCCCAAAAUGCUGGAAUACUAAUCUGCACCGACGCUUCCAACAAAACAAUCCUAUCAACCUUCCCCGCCUCCUUGAAAUCUGACGUGAUCAUGUCCACGUGUCACGGUGAAGUUGUUACCGCAUACCCCGAGCAGUCCAUCAUAAUUCCAAACUCCGACAUCCUCUCUUCCUUGGCCCUGGCGAGACAGAUCAUAACACUAACCAAUGAAACUCUCCCCUACGCCAUGGGAACUUCAAAAAAGGCGGGAACCGAAAUCGUCGAAGUUCGUGAGGUAUGUGACACGAAAUACGUCUCCGGAUGGCUUACGGCUCUCUUGUCUGACGCAAAUUCAAGCAUCACAUCGAACAAAGAAUUUCCCCGAAUUUGCAAAAAAGUACGAGACACGGUUUCCUGGAACAAUUCUUUCAUUCCGUGGAGACGUUCGGGAAUGUGGAUGAACGCGAAGGUAAUCUUGCAACUGAGCCUGGUCAAAAACGCGUCGUCGCGAGAACAAGGGACAUUUCUUUACAAGACAAUUAUAGCUGAAUUUAUGCGACAAAUUUGCGAACUAACGAAUAAUUUGGGAUUUGAUGCCGAUAUUGGAAUUCACAUGAUGAAAAAGUUGGCCAGACGGGUGAAAAAGAUACAGGUUUUAAAUACACAAAUUCCUACGUUUACGACAAAGAUUCUUCAAGAAACAUCCAUGACGUGUAAACAAUUUAAGCUACAACUUCUCAAACUUAAGAUCGUCAACACUCUAAAGGUCAUUCUGGAAGAAAUCAAAAUUGACAAAGAUGACACGAUUCAUAAAACUCUACCAAAAAUUCCUGUAGUUCCAGUCUCCACGGGAUUAUUGAAUUUCCACGAACCGCUAACUUUUCCUCCACGGGUGGACCUCACCUCAGUUCACAUCCCACGGAUUAAACCCAUUUUGGGAGCUUCUGAAGAAAAUCGUGGCUUUUACCUAUAUGAUGUGGAAUCCUGGAUAUUUAACCAUAUUGAUCGUUACGCAAUUCAUUCCAAAUUCGUUCUUGAACUUCGAACAUUGGCCCUGGAUUACAGCUCUCUAGCUCCCGAGCACUACAAGACCAAUCCCGUUGGUGCAAGCAGAAUGAUCCUAGCUUUCUUAAAAAUCGUUCAAGUAUUACAUCAAAUCGCAGUGAAAAAUUUUUCAAUGUUAAUGGAGCAUAGAAGUGGUAUCGACACCAAAAUUUUUGAACAACUUCUCCUCCCAUUAAAAAAUGAUAUGGAAAUAGCAUACAGUUUAGAAUGUUACUUUAACUAGAGAAAUUCUGCGGGAACAAAUCCCGCCUUGACGGAAGAAGACGUAAUCACAAUAGCGUCAUUUUCAGUCCGAUAUGGAACUCAAAAUCAAGAAAUGUGCAAUUUAAGGGAUAAAAUAUUAUUAGAUGCGGAGCACAAAAUUCUCGGAAAAUUAGGCGAGCUGAAGAAUGCCAGGAAAGUUUGUAAAGAUUUGCGUCAGAAAAUGGCAAGCCUUCGAUGCAAUUGUGCCCAUCAGAACAUUAUUCGAAGUUGCGGAUAUCAUACAACCCUUGAAAUCUUGCAGGAACUUUCAGUACAAGUUUACGAGCGGCCGUUAAAAAACGAACCACAUUAUCAAAUCGCAGCCGUAUUUGAGAUCCUCCGGAGAUUGCAUGUCUUCGAGACACCAUCAUUCUCCUGUUGUCCAAAAUUUGUCAAACCAAAGAGAAACCGUAUAAAAUCAUGGGAAUCUGGCCAAAUUAUAAAAAAUUAAAGAAACACACGAAUGGGAGUUCAGCCCUGUCUUCAUUCAAGCUUGGUAGUACAACUAAACUAUUUGUCGACAGUCAUUACAGAUCUCAACAUCCGGACAAACCCGAUGACUUAUUUAUCGUCAAUAACGGAUACAAUUGCACAUUUUCUGGAAACUAUGAAAAAAAUUGGGACGUUAAGAAAUUCACGACGUUUGGACUUUCCCCAGACUCGCUGUACUCUAACCUCCAGUGGACUCUGGAAUCCACGAGACACACACAAAAUCAAGUCCUUGCGAGACAAGUUGACUGUCCUGGGAAGUUAAGGUUGGUAGAAUUCAAGGAAUUUGGAACACUUCGAGCUGGACAUCGCCUUCAAUUGCGCAACAUUUUUCGGGCAAUGAUACAAAAGACGCUUUCAUUUCGGGAAGAGUCAGUUUUCCUCUUGAUUUCUCAAGCUUUGUGGGAGGCUGGACCGGCAAGUAAUGAUUGGCAUCGAGAGGCACACGAAUCCUUCGCAAAUCUUGGAUUUACGGAGGAGUUCCUGCAGGAAUUGAAUAUACAACUGGAUUCCCAUCAAGAAAAUUGGGAUGAACCCUACACCAUCUUAUGCCUCAUAAUUCUGACGUGUAGAGUCCUUGAAUUUGGACAGUAUCCAGAAAUGGCGACAAAAUUACUGCUUAAAUGUAGAAAAACUGCAUUUCAAUGGAUUUCCAAAAUCGAAAGUAUGAUUAGCGAUUCGUGCACUAGCCCGGUGGCUCAAGUUCAACAUUUAAAAUUAAAACUAGUCGAUGCUUGUAUUUGUAUUUGCUUGACUUUUUCCGUGUCAAUGGAAUAUUUGGACCAAGUUUUAUAUUCGGAGGACGACUUAUUUGUCUGGGUCCACGCCAUGACAAGGAUUCACAACACAAUUACUCCAUCCACAACACUUUCUCACACGAAAAGGUUACUUCUUAACUUAGUUCAACGAACUAUUGGGAUGAAUAUUCAAGUAAAAUUAGCCACAUUUAUAAAAGGAUUGAACAAAUUUGUACACAAAAAUUGGAACGAAGGGAUUUAUGGAGAGAUUUCAAUGUGGCUGCCCUACGACAACCACCCCAUAAUCCCCCAUAUCUAUCAGGCAACGUUUCGCCCGGAGAAUAAAGCUACCGCCCACCUGGAGGUUGACGUUCUAGGGGGAUCAUUUCUAGUUAAUGGGCUACCAGUUGGCUGGUUACCAGAAAAGGUAACACAUCAUCCUAUAUUUUCACGAACUUUUACCGACAUCGUUUUUGAGGUAUAUCCAACCCAGGACGAGAACACAUAUGUCACGAGAAAUCAAUAUGAUAAGGCCGACUACAGAUUCACCUUGUUGAACGAUGACAAUAAAACGUUGAUCAUUAGAGAAAGAAGGACUCGCGAUAUACAAAAAGUUAACAGGAUACAGAGGGACAAAAUUUCAAAUUUCAUGGAGUCAAUCGUCGACGAAUAUCAAUUAGUUGCACCAGAAAGUCUCAAAAACUUAAUUCCUCGUUUGCUCCAAGAGGAAUUCAGUCAUUGGUUAAAUAUAAAAGAAAACUACAUAGAAUUUCGACCCGUAAAAUUUAUAAAUUUUGCAACAGCCAAACCAAAAUAUAAGUUUUGUCUUGAGAACCAGUUACUUGUCGAGAUGUCAACUGGAAAUGCAAUCUUUUCCGUUGGCUCUAAGUCAUAUUUUUCCAUUAGAAAAUAUCUCUCCCGGUUGGAGCAUCCUGACUUUGUUCAUGUCUUGCUUGAAUCGCGAGGAAAAGUUAGAGUUGACCUGCCUCGAAGGAGGUUAACUUUCUACUUCGACGAGAACUCGGGCCACUUGAUGAACAAGGAGUACGGAAUGCAAGUUUGUGCAAAUCAGAGCUUUGGUACAUUAAUAUCUCUUCAAAAUGGUUCUGCUUCUAAGCGAUAAUUACGGCGACAAGAAACUUUUAA
This is a messenger RNA of Folsomia candida, 3997 nucleotides long. RefSeq lists its product as uncharacterized. The record is from RefSeq and is a predicted model, not a curated record. The transcript has 2 exons. NCBI's taxonomy places the organism in Eukaryota, Metazoa, Arthropoda, Collembola, Entomobryomorpha, Isotomidae. Bases 2046 to 3974 code for a protein of 642 amino acids.